ACUGUUCUAACCUUGGUUGGGGUUCGAGUCAAGGUAAAGUGCGCAGAAGGUCAUGGUGGGAGUAACCGGAGGAAGGGCAUAGUCUAACCUUGAUCAGGAGUCGGGACUGGACGACGCGACGGAACGAGGCGAGCGAGCGCAUGGCGAAAUGGGUGACAGAUACUGAGCACAUUGACCGACCGAGGCAGGAUCAGCGAUGAGCAUGCAGAUCUUGCCUGCAGCGUGCGAGCCGGCGCUAAAAUCAUUGAUAGGUCCCAUUUUGCGGGCGGCGAAAAGUCGCAGCAAUUGGUGCGGAAGAGCAGGAGUGCGGAACGCCAAAGUUCGCAGUUGCGGUCAGAUGAGUUUUGCCAUUUCUUCUAUCGGAUGUUUCGUGUCUUCUUCAUCUUGCUCAAGUGGUCGCCAGGUCGUCGCGUUGAGAGGUGUAGGUUGUUUUGGGGCUAGACGGGCUGCGAAUUUGGGGAGCAAGAGUUUGUUGAGACGAGAUUUUUGUCUUAAGAACGGCGAGAUUCACGAGAGGGAAUUGAAGUCCCAUACGGGAGUUGUUGCGGCCAUGACUUCUGCGAGUGGAAGCCCCCCUGUUGGCUACCGUCCUAAUGUAGGGGUUUGUUUGGUGAAUGACAAGAACGAGGUGUGGGUUGGUUCAAGGUUGGAUCUCCCAGAUUCCUGGCAAAUGCCUCAAGGCGGUGUGGAUGAAGGAGAAGACCCUCAACAAGCGGCUAUUCGGGAGUUGAGAGAAGAAACGGGGGUAACGUCUGCUGAGUUGAUCGGAGAGGUUGCCGAGUGGCUGACCUACGACUUUCCACCCGAUGUUAAAGCGAAGAUAACCAGGUUGUGGGGAAAACCUUGGACAGGCCAGGCUCAAAAGUGGUUCUUGUUUCGUUUCACAGGUGAUGAGAGCGAGGUGAAUUUGGCGGGAGAUGGCACGGAACCAGCAGAGUUUGCUAACUGGAAGUGGUUGCCUCCAGAGGAUGUCAUAAAGAUGGUUGUGGACUUCAAGAAGCCGGUCUAUUCCAGAGCUUUCAAGUCACUUGCAGUGUUCGUAGAUUCUUGGUCAAAAUUGUAGUAAAAGAAUGAAAUUACAAUUGGGGAAACCGGGUUCAUAUAGAUCUCAGGCUGUUGCAUCUUACCGAUCCAUGGGUGAUCUGAGGCCCCGCUUGGUUCAAUGCGAGUUCAGGCCGGCAAGUCUUAAGGGGACAAUGGUAAUAAUUCAUUUCUCAAGUCACAUAAAACCUCGUUUUCUGUUGUAUCUCAUUGCCAAAUGGGAACACCAACACACUCUGCGAGGUCUUCACCACGACGUGCUAUUAUGACACAUCUCGUAAGAGACAUUGUGUCAUGCGAGAGAUCAACCCUAAGUCCUUUCAUCGUAGCUUUGGGUCCCCUCGUUCAUUUAUCUUGUAAUGUCUAGUAAGGCCACAAAAGAAAUUUGAUCCUGCGGUAAUUGUGAGGCGACGGCAGCAUGUUCAUGUGCCGUUCAGAGUCAAAUAUUCGGUACACUGGAAAGUAUAUUUGUAGUUCAUUGUAAACGUCCGAAUGGACGUCUAGUAGAGCUGGAAAAGUGUCAAAGUCUAAUACUGGUCCAUGAUUUGUCUGUCUUGUCGACUGUCGUUGUUCAUCCUGUUUACCUCAUUCCUGUGCUUCAUGUAAAGACGUAGAUGUAGUGAAAAGAUCGUUUGCCGUUUGUGGGUUGAACACGUGUCACGUCUGCAGGCGUACAACAGGGCUGUUAUAUCAGGGUCGUCAUGUUACCCUUCUACUAGCAUCCAGGCUGGAAAUUUGACAAGUUAGUCGCGAAAAGGAGGUCUCCAGUCUAUAAGUGUCUGACGAAAUUUAGCAGACGAAAUGACGUAAGAAGGUAACUCCCCUGGA
This is a messenger RNA of Marchantia polymorpha subsp. ruderalis, 1869 nucleotides long. The record is from the annotation of a GenBank genome assembly. NCBI's taxonomy places the organism in Eukaryota, Viridiplantae, Streptophyta, Marchantiopsida, Marchantiales, Marchantiaceae.